CUAUUAUCUUUGGGACGUCUUUUAUCUGUAACUAUCCCCGGGAGAAGUCCACGCAGCUCCUCUCCAAAACGGAAACUGCUGAUAAAGAGAUUAAUCUCGUCAAAAUGCAGUGUCUAAUGACUGAAUCUUCUCUUCAAACUUCCGAACUAUCCAAAUAGCGCUAAGUUUGUAUUGAAGCAACUUAACGGGGUUAUAGAAGGACGCGCAGAGGAAUGCUCAGGAAAGACAACGGUCGGGGAUACCAAGAGUUUAAUGAGGAUGAUGAAAGCUUACAGCCUGCAGACUUGUAUGAAGACACAGAGAAAGACAUCAGCAACCUGGAGGCCAAACAAGCCAAUGGCAGUGUCCCACAAGGAGAGGAGGAGGUGAAUGCGAACAGUCCACCAAGGAAAUUCAGCAAAAGUUGUGUCAAAAAUGUAUUCACGGUGGUCCUUAUAUUGAUCUAUGUGCUCCUGACAACGGUAGCUGCAUUUCUGGCCUAUCAAACAAUCACGGAUUUCAUGGAGAAAAUGAAUAACCCAGUGAUGUCAGUUACAUAUAAAGAAGUGGAGAUAUUUUCACCUCCAGGUAUUGCAUUGUUCCCUGGUAAUGCUCGUCUGUUAAGCUGCAGACAUUACUACCGCGAAUACCUCCCUCCGUUAGUGAACCCGGGGCAUCCACAAGAGGGUGACUGUGAGAUGCAAGAAGUCUCAUACAAGGGUCCUUUUCAAAAUCAGACUACGAAGACAGCGUUGGUGGUCCGUGGUCCGUCUGAUGUCAGGAAUAAGGAGGUGAUCUUUAUGCAGUUCAGUCAAAAUGAAACACACGAAGACUUCAGCGCCAUCUCCUACAUGCUCUUUGCUAAAUACAGUGACUUGAUCAAUAGUGCUAAUCGUUCGGAGUUCAUGAGGGACUGUGAGAGGAACUACUCCAUGUGGACCUUUUCUGGAGGAUUCAGGACCAGGGUCAAGAUGUCGCUUGUUCGGACUUCUGGAAAAAACAAUGAUGGCACUGAAUUUAGACAAGAGUCUGCUGUGGUGAAGUUCAAUGACAAACGGCCAGAACAUGAAAGAACUGAUGAACUUUUCUUUGCUGUUUUUGAAUGGAGGGAUCCUUAUAUACAAGAAAUCAAACUGAUUGUGACUGCAAACCCCUGGAGCUCUCUGGCCAUCCUCUGUGGAGUUUUCAUGGCUCUGUUUAAAGCUGCUAAUUUUGCCAAACUCUCAGUUCAAUGGAUCAUCAGGAUGAGGAAGAGGCAUCUAAAGAACAAAGCACGAGAACUCAAUCAAAUCAACUAAAAUCUACUGAAAUAAUGACUUUUAUUUAACUCUUUUAGGUCACUCUUAUUUUGUAAGUUUGACUUGUUUUAUCUUUGUACCCAAAGUACUGCUAAUUUUAGCUCUUAAGGUCAGUAAUUUUUUGAAAUAUGUCAAAAUACAUUUCCAAAGUUGACCAUUGGAAAGAUUGAGUCUGGACUCUACUAAUGUGAAACUAAUCCUGAUGAACUGUGUUACUUGCUAGAUUUAUCACAAUGAAGUCAAUGGAAUAUCUAUUUUGUCUAUUUAUGUUCUCAAGGCAACAAUAGCACAGCCACUGAACAAUUCACUAAAAAGGGAAAAUUACACUGUACUUCAACAAAUGCAACUGAAAUAAAGCUGUUUUCUAAAAAAAA
This is a messenger RNA of Boleophthalmus pectinirostris (great blue-spotted mudskipper), 1651 nucleotides long. It is a transcript of the gene pacc1, whose product is annotated as proton activated chloride channel 1. Bases 213 to 1277 code for a protein of 354 amino acids. The transcript is spliced from 8 exons. NCBI's taxonomy places the organism in Eukaryota, Metazoa, Chordata, Actinopteri, Gobiiformes, Gobiidae. The record is from RefSeq and is a predicted model, not a curated record.